UUGGUCUCAUAAUCUCAGCUUUGAUUCAAAUCGAAACCUCAUAACUGGUUUAGAAUCUGAAGUUAAGGUUUGUGUAUUCGCGCAGACUAAUUCUUUUUUCAGCCAAAUAAUAUUGUUUAAUAUUUAUUUUACAAACAUAAAGUAAGGUAAAUAUAAUUUAAUCCUAUUUAUCAGCCGAAUUUGAGAAACUUUUUAUAAGCCUGGCCAAUAAGACUUUUCUACCGCCAAUAGCUAUAAGAAGGGUAAAAGAAGGCUUUCUUUUUCGUCACUGAAAAUCGAACAAAAAAUGGCGAUGGCGAGCGUGCGAUCUGGUCUCCUCCGAACCGCCCUUCGCGGCGGAUCUCGUCCUCCUGCUCCUCCCAAGCGAGGCUUUUCUUCCUCUCCUAAUCACGACGAUGCUUAUGAAACGGCGAAAUGGGAGAAGAUAACAUAUUUAGGCAUUUUAACCUGCACUGGUUUAGCGUUUUAUAACCUAUCGAAGGGUCAUCCCCACUAUGAAGAGCCUCCUCCAUACCCCUAUUUGCACAUUCGCAACAAGGAGUUCCCAUGGGGUCCGGAUGGUCUGUUUGAAGUGAAGCAUCACUAGCACAACGGAUUUCUUGUUGGAUGCAUAUUUCCAACUCUAAGUUUAGCCCAUUUCUUUAUUUGUUACACAGACCAAUCAGAUAACUGUGGAUGCAUUUUACUUUCUUGAUUUCAAGACUUGCACUGCAAGUUCUUCUGUUAUUUCUUAUUUUUUGGGCCGGUUGUCUACUAUACACUUUUUUUGAAAUAAGAUUAAUAAAUGUUGGAGCUUAGAAUGUAA
Molecule: messenger RNA, 805 nt
Organism: Gossypium arboreum
Lineage: Eukaryota; Viridiplantae; Streptophyta; Magnoliopsida; Malvales; Malvaceae
Product: cytochrome c oxidase subunit 6a, mitochondrial-like
Exons: 4
Coding region: 287-586 (99 amino acids)
Biological process (GO): mitochondrial electron transport, cytochrome c to oxygen
Cellular component (GO): mitochondrial inner membrane
Molecular function (GO): enzyme regulator activity
Source: RefSeq, a predicted model, not a curated record